Messenger RNA from Myripristis murdjan (pinecone soldierfish), 4353 nucleotides. It is a transcript of the gene fbxo10, whose product is annotated as F-box protein 10. The record is from RefSeq and is a predicted model, not a curated record. The coding region runs from base 264 to 3200 and encodes 978 amino acids. NCBI's taxonomy places the organism in Eukaryota, Metazoa, Chordata, Actinopteri, Holocentriformes, Holocentridae. Gene Ontology annotation, molecular function: protein binding. The transcript is spliced from 11 exons. Gene Ontology annotation, biological process: regulation of apoptotic process; ubiquitin-dependent protein catabolic process.
UGUUUUUUUGGCUGUGUUUGGGCCGUGCUAUUGCCGUAGAGUGUGAGGAAAUGUCCGAGCCAUUCGCUGGCACAUCCCCGGUGAUGGCUCUCCUAUCGACCCAGAAGCGGCUUUCGUCGACAUGUAGUCGCCUCUUUGAACGUGAAACAGACAUGUGCUGAUUUCUACCCUGCUUGUUAAAAGGUUGCCCCUCCCCUUGUCCCCCCCCCCCCCCCCCCCCCCCCCCCCCCCCCCCCGGUUAGUGAGGUGGUGUCUCUGCUGCCAUGGAGGUGGGUAGCCUCCCUGUAGAGCUCUGGAGGGUUAUCCUGGCCUACCUGCCUCUUCCUGACUUGGGCCGCUGCUGCCUGGUGUGCCGUGCCUGGAGAGAGCUCAUUCUCUCUCUGGAUAACACUCGCUGGAGACAGCUUUGUCUGGGCUGCCUGGAGUGCCGACACCCCAAUUGGCCCAGUCGCCCCCACCUGGAGCCCCCGUCAUGGCGGGAGGCACUGAAGCAGCAUGCCCUGGCCACCCGCACCUGGACCCAGAACGGGCCAGAGCUCCAGUCCUCUGCGUGCCUCCACUUCUUUCGGCGUAGGAAAGACCGCAGGGUUUGGCACGUGGGGUCUGGAUGUGAGUUUGAGACCCUGAGGGGUGCCCUCGGGGUGGCUGGACCAUAUGACCGAGUGGUUCUUCACCCAGGAGUUUAUGAGGAGCAGGCUGAAGUAGCGCUGAAGGUGCCUGUGGAGCUGGUUGGGCUGGGCCAGCUGGGCGAAGUGUCCCUGCUGGUGUGUGUGGAGCAGCAGUGUCCUACGGCCAGGCUGUGUAAUCUGGUCUUUAUGCCAGCCUGGUUCUCCACCGUGGUCUACAAGACAUCAUGGGGUCAUGUCCAGUUGGAUAACUGUAACUUUGAAGGAGCUCAGCUGCAAGUCCGAGGCCCAGGAACCUGCCAGGCACGCUUCUGCUCCUUCUCACAGGGCAGCUCUGCCCACUUACUGGGUGUUGCGCUCAGUUUAUUAGACAGUUGUGACUUCUCAGGAAGUGACACAGCCUCUGUGACUGUUGAAGGGCCUCCAGUGUCAGAAAGGAACUGGGCUUGCAAACACUUGGCUGCCCUUGCUCGAACGUUUCCAUCUUGUGGCUUGCCUGGGAGUAAUGGCUCACCCAGAGGCCCUCAGGCCACUGGUGAACCCAAGCUUCCACAUGCUAAUGUCAUGGUGCGGGAUGUGAGCAAAGAAGAUUGGCCUAGAAAGACCGGGAUGGAAUCGAUGUGUCAGGGUACAGUGAUCGAGGAUGGCUGGAGUGAUGGUGAGCACAGCGAGGGGGAGGAGGAGCAGCACGGAGGAGAGAAAACCAGCAACAUCAACCGCCCAUUUACACUGGGUUACAAACUCCCCUGUGACCAUCACGGCCUGUCCCACUUGCUCAAGCCCCGGUCAGAUGGCUCUCUGCCACCAGCCUCCUCUCCUGACCCCCCUUCUGUGGCACAUCAACCUCUCUCCCUUCAGCAAGAGCUACAGAAGGACCCAGAGGCUCAGAUGUUGGCAGCAUCCAUUCAGGGCUGCAUCCUGAGGCGCUGCCUCUUCCGGGAGGGGAAGGGUGGUGUGCAUUUGUGUAAUUAUGGGCAGGCUCGGCUGGAGGGGAAUGUGUUUCGUGGGCUGAACUAUGCUGUCCGCUGUAUCCAGAAUGCUACAAUAGUGAUGUUGCGAAACGAGGUGAGCGAAUGCCGUGCAUCCGGUGUGUUCCUGCGUCUCUCUGCCCAGGGCCUCAUUGCAGAAAACAACAUCCACUCCAAUGGAGAGGCAGGGCUGGACAUCCGCAAAGGAGCCAACCCUAUCAUCUUGUGUAACAGAAUACACAGCGGUUUGCGCUCUGGUGUUGUUGUCCUUGGAAAUGGAAAGGGUUCCAUUCGGAGUAACCAGAUCUAUAACAACAAGGAAGCAGGUGUCUAUAUCCUCUUCAGCGGGAAUCCAGUGGUCAGUGGGAAUCUCAUCUUCCAGGGCCAAGCAGCAGGAAUUGCGGUAAAUGAGAACGGCAGAGGGACAAUAACAGAGAACGUGAUCAGAGAGAACCAGUGGGGCGGUGUGGACAUCCGUAGAGGAGGUGACCCCAUUCUGAGGAACAAUCACAUCUGCCAUGGCUACUCAGAUGGGGUGGUGGUGGGGGAGAGGGGCCGCGGACUUAUAGAGGGAAACUACAUUUAUUGUAACAAAGGCUGUGGUGUUUGGGUUAUGUCCUCCAGCCUCCCACAGCUCCUUGGCAACUACAUCACCCACAACAGCAUGUAUGGGCUCGCCGUGUUCUGCCGGAAGGACCCCGAGAACAAAGAGGCCAGACAGGGGAGCUGGCCAGGCCACGAAGCGGUUGAUGCAGGGGAAAGGAGAGGAGGAGAGGGGGGACGAAGAGGGCAGGAGAACUUGAAUGAGGAAGGAGAGUUGUUUGCAUGGGAGAGCGAUCUGGACAGUGAGGAUGAACGCCAUUCUGCCCGUCGUUCCAUCAGUGUGGCCUUGGUAGAGGGCAACUGCAUGAGCUACAAUGGAGCGGUAGGUUUGUAUGUGAAGAGCAGUGAGCCACUGAAUGUUGUUGCUAACCUCGUAAACAGUAACCGUGGCACUGGAAUUGCAGUGCUGCAGAGCAAUCAGUUGACACGGCUGGUUACAAACUGCAUCCUUAACAACACACGAGGUGGUGUCACAGUGGAGAGGGACUGCCGGGUGGAGCUCCGUGGUAACGGCAUUUACAAAAACGGUGGCCACGGCAUCAGUUUCUGUGGUGAUGGGCAGAUUGGGGAGAAUGAUGUGGUUGGUAACCGUGGAUACGGGAUUCAGGUGUCUGGCUAUGCUGAUGUCAAGGUGCUGCGUAACCGUGUCCAGCCGACACAGGGGUGUGGCAUCGCCGUGCUAGGGGCAGUAAAGGGCACUGUUCAUGACAAUCUCCUGUUCCAGGGCCACCCUGGCAACAAAAAAACACUGCUACACACGGACCCUGGCAAUGAGAGCUGUGUGCUGCGCAACAACAGCAUUCUGAAGCACAGUAACAGCUUUUCUUCUGCCUCUCCCUGGGCUCUGGAAAACCCUUCCCCUCGCCCAAUUGCUGAACCUCCCUCUGGCCCAUCUUCAUCCCGAUACCCGUCCCGACUUGCAGUCUCUAUGACCACCAGGAUUAGUGCCACUGUGGAAAGUGGGUGCCAUAACAAUGGCAGUAUGUUCUGCUCCAUCCUGUGAACACUGGCAAGCACUUAACAAACCACUAUGAGUGACCUCAACAGGAGGAGAAUCUGAACUGGGUUAAAGGCCUAGUUCUCUGACUUUUCUCAGAGAAGACCUUCAAAAUUAUGCCCUUCAGUUAAGAGUGGAGUGACCACUGAAGAAGAACCAAGCUGUGACGGAUUAUCACCACUUGAGGAACCAUCCAUCUCCCAUCAUUUCACAAUGUGAAACCCAACUUUUGUAAUCCUAUAAUACCUUGCCAGUGCACUCAUCAGAUGUGGAAAAAUACUGAACUUAUUUAAGUAUGGAACUCCACACAUACAGGUGCAUCUCAAAAAAUUUGAAUAUCAUGGGAAAGAGCUGUAAAAGAGCAAAUACCAUCAUGUGAUGAUUUGUGUUAGCUUCUGGUUAAAAAGGAAGUGACAUACUUAGGGGUGGUUAUAACAAACAUUAUAUACAGUUCAGAUGAGCUGAAGGGCCUUAUCAAAGCAGCCUGGGCUUCCAUAACACUUCAGCAGUGCCGCAGGUUGAUCACCUGCAUGCCACACCGCAGAAAUGCAGUCAUUUGUGCAAGAGGAGCCCUAACCAAGUACUGCAUGCAUCAAUGAACAUGCUUGUCAGAAGGUUGAUGCAACAUUUUUAUAAACCCUUUUUCGAUUGCUCUUAUGUAGUCUAAUAUUUUGAGAUAUUGAAUUUUUGAUUUUCAUGAACUAUAUGCAGUAAUCAUGAAAAUUAAAACAAAAAAAGGCAUGAAAUAUUUCACUAUGUAAUGAAUCUGGAAUAUAUGAAAUUACAGAAAAAAAAGAACUUUUCCAUGAUAGUCUAUUUUUUUGAGAUCCACCUGUAUCAGCAUUACUCAGCAUUUUAAACAUACUCAAAGCUUUAACUGUAUUGAAGUUCAAGUUUUUUUAUAUGCAGAUUUCACUAUCAUGUGUAUGGCAGCUGCUGCAGAUUUACAUCAGUUUCAUCAGUGAAUUCUGAAACAGCAGUUCAAGUGGACAUUAUUUGGAAGUCUUAGCAGUAGUGAAGGCUUCAAAAUGCCCACUUUUAACAGCACAUUUUGAAGUAAAGCUGUGCCUUGUUUGAGUUUUUCAUUAGUGCACUGAUCCUAGCUAGAAAAUAUUUCAUAAUAUGAAGUGUAUAUGCAAAAAAAAAACAACAAAAAAAA